AUGUUGAUAUAUCAACAGUUGCCACAAGCCUUAUCACAAGUGGUGGAGUUGGGCCACAAGGCGCAACAGGACCGCAAGGAGCAACAGGACCGCAACUUGACUGAGGAGCAACAGGACCACAAGGCGCAACAGGACCGCAAGGAGCAACAGGACCGCAAGGAGCAACAGGACCACAAGGAGCAACAGGACCACAAGGAGCAACAGGACCACAAGGAGCAACAGGACCACAAGGCGCAACAGGACCACAAGGCGCAACAGGGCCCCAAGGCGCAAUAG
Molecule: messenger RNA, 276 nt
Organism: Guillardia theta CCMP2712
Lineage: Eukaryota; Cryptophyceae; Pyrenomonadales; Geminigeraceae
Exons: 2
Coding region: 1-276 (91 amino acids)
Source: RefSeq, a predicted model, not a curated record